Molecule: messenger RNA, 231 nt
Organism: Racocetra fulgida
Lineage: Eukaryota; Fungi; Glomeromycota; Glomeromycetes; Diversisporales; Gigasporaceae
Source: the annotation of a GenBank genome assembly
AUGGUUAGUAUACAGAGAAACUAUGAUCAAAAUGAUGAUAUCACUAUAGAAUAUAUCAAGGAUUCAAGUUUAUCAAACAUGGAUAGUUCAAACAAAAAGAUUAAUAAUUUAGUUAAAGAAUACUAUAGUAGUAGUGAAAAUAUUAAUAAUAUUGAAAAUUCAGAUUUAAUAACUUUAUUAACUAAUUCUGUUACAUUAUUAGAUUUUAAAGAGUCUGUAAUAGAAAGCUGA